CCGACUACCGCCUUUCGACUGCUCUCAAUUCGUUUGAUCCUGGUCCUAUAUCAACAUCGUAAACAUCGCGUUCCGAUGUUAGCAACCAUUUUUGGGCGGCUUCUCCAGGUCAUUUGCAUGAUGCGCUUGGAUCGUGAUCGAGGCAGAAUUCAAUAAGAUGUGCCAUGACGGAUUCACGCAUACAUCCAUGUACAACCCCACCCUACAGUAUUCAAUAUUCAAUGUCAGCACCCAUCGGUGCAGUGCGGUCUCGACUACCCUUCACACUACCGCAUACCCACUCGUAACCACCGCCUGUAUAUGCAACGGCACCGGAAUCCGCCUAAAUCGUCCAAUUGUCCGGAGACGUGUCCGAUGUGGGCAACAUUCAUCUUGCAAAUUGAUGCGGACUUUUGACGGCUCUAAGGGCGCGCGGCAUAAGGUUCACGAUCUCAUCAUUGACGUGCGAAACAUGCUGCGCUGCUCACGGAUUGCAAAGGAAAGUUCAUUAAUGCACCAUACGGAAUCUACGUCACCCGACGGCCGAAGGCCUAACUCUCGGUUAUUUCCGAUAUUCUUGUACCUAAGGUAUCAGAUAAUGCGUCGCAGAAGCAAGACGUAUACUUGAGCGCUUGAGCACUGUGCUCUCGAGGUGAUUAUCACAGCCCAGGCCAUUCUGAUCAACGUCCUUGUCCCUUAUUCGAGCGAAUUCCACACUUCAGUUUCCUGCUGCCCAUCACCAUGAUGCAAAAUGUGCCAUCCCGAAGCGCCAGGCUGCGAUGUAGUCACAAGCUGUGACUUGUGUAUCGUAUGCAGCCUCUCGCAUAGACAUCAAUUUUCCCACAAGGUCCCGCGAUCAUUCUGCCCCGGACACGACAAGUUGGGUGCCUGACUCUGGCAACACGCGCGGAAGAAUU
This is a messenger RNA of Laetiporus sulphureus 93-53, 896 nucleotides long. RefSeq lists its product as uncharacterized. NCBI's taxonomy places the organism in Eukaryota, Fungi, Basidiomycota, Agaricomycetes, Polyporales, Laetiporaceae. The transcript has 3 exons. The record is from RefSeq and is a predicted model, not a curated record. The coding region runs from base 158 to 607 and encodes 149 amino acids.